Owenia fusiformis is the source of this 2370-nucleotide messenger RNA. Lineage: Eukaryota; Metazoa; Annelida; Polychaeta; Sabellida; Oweniidae. The record is from the annotation of a GenBank genome assembly.
UCAUGCAAAAGAUAUUUUAUUGAGAAAGCAGGAAUAUUUAUUCAGAAAAACGUAAAUGAUGUGAAAAGGGUUGUGAUUUUUUUCCCGGGAAACUCCCAUCAUUCUCACAACCGGCAACAUGGCGGGCAGAAACUCAGACUCCCAAGUCAAAUUCGUGCUAAUUGAUGGCCUCGUUGUGUUGAAGGUCAUCAAACACUGUGAGGAGAUAGGUAGUGGAGGAACAGAGUUGGUGCAGGGGGUUCUGCUAGGUCUUGUAGUGGAGAACAGACUUGAGAUCACAAACUGCUUUCCAUUCCCCCAGCAUUCAGAAAAUCAAGAGGACUUUGAUGAAGUCCAGUAUCAGAUGGAAAUGAUGAGAAAUCUACGACAUGUGAACAUUGACCAUCUUCAUGUUGGAUGGUACCAGAGCACAUAUCAUGGUUCAUUUGUAAACAAGGCACUCAUUGAAUCACAGUUUAACUACCAGCAUUCUAUAGAAGAAUCUGUCGUCCUUAUUUAUGAUCCAGUUAAAAGUUCUCAUGGUAAAAUCUCAUUGAAAGCGUUCCGUCUCACACCAGUAAUGAUGGAGAUGUACAGGGAAGGAGACUUCUCACCAGAAACUGUAAGUUCAUCAAACCUGAGCUUUGAGAAGAUGUUUGAAGAGAUUCCCAUAGUGUUCAAGAACUCCCACCUUGUGAAUGCUCUCAUGUGUGAAAUAGAGGAGACACAACCCCCCAAGGAACAUGACCAGUUCCUGGAUCUUGCAACCACGUCUGUACUGGAAAAAGAGAUGGCUUUGAUGAUGAAGUGUGUAGAUGAACUGAGUCAGGAUGCUAACAAAUUUACAAACUUCCAAAGACAAGUCCAGAAACAGAAGCAUGCCAAAGAACAGUAUCUUAUGAAAAGGAAACAGGAGAAUGAACUGCGAGCGCAAAGAAAAGAAGCCCCCCUCCCUGAGGAAGAUAUCAACAAAAUAUUUAAGCCCCUGCAGCCACCUCCCAGAUUAGAGUCUCUACUAACAUCAGCACAGAUAAAUCAAUAUUCACAAAGUAUAAACGAAUUUGCCAAACAAAGUUUUGGAAAAUUAUUCAUGGCAGAAAGUUUACAGGAGAAUAAAGUAGCGAGUAAUUAAAUUAUGGAUUUUAUGAUUCAUCGUAUGUGCAUCUGGGAUCAUGGACCUGAGUUGUUUCAGUGAUAAAGCACAAUACAAGAUCAUGUUCCAUCAUAAGAUUCUCAUGCAGUAUUUGUGUAAUUGAUUUUUUGUGUAAUUGAUUUUUUGCGAAUAAAGAUAACAACUUUAAAAGUGCUGUAGGAGGUGAUCUUACAGUAAAACAACUAGCCUGAAUCAAGUUUUUUUUAUUUAAGGUUACGCAGCUUUGCCAAAAUGAAAUUGAAAAUUCCCUUAAUUUCAAUUUUUGCUGAACAAUUUUCCAAUGGGAUCUUACAUGUUGACUGUAUCAUGUCAUACCACAAGCAAUACAUACAGACAUACAUGUGCAUUUAUUUGUCUGACAUGUACUUCAAAAAGAAAUAAAAAUAAAAACACUCUUGUAUAAAAUUCAUUCAUUUAUUUAUUUCAUACAUUUUGGCUGAAAUUGUUUAAAAAAUAACAUAAAUAUGAGACUUCAUACUCCUCAUUCUAUUAUUAAGAUCUGUUUAAUCUAUUAUUGCACUUCAAUAAAUAAUGCAAUACAGAAUUAACAAUGUAAUCAAACUUGAGCACAUUUCAAACAUGUCUCCUUUUAUUUGUUGACUUAUGUAUUACUGUACUUAUAAUGGUACUCUUAUAUUUGAUCAUUGUACUGGAAUAUUUCAGUUUGAAAAUGUGCAGUUUGAUUAUUUUUGUUUAACAUACUAGUAGUAGUAUUUGAAUCCUGAAGGAUUCUACCUAUAAACACUCGGUAUAAUUAUCAUUACAUAAUGUCAUAUUAAGCUGGUUAACAGAUAUACUGUUUAUCAGCCUGACUUGCUACUGUUUCUUUUAAAUACAUAUAAGAUAGAAGAAGGGGUCCAUGCAGUCUUAAUCUGUUUAUGGAAAAUUGACUAUAAGGCAAUAUAUAUAUGUGUUUUGUUGAAGAUAUGAAGCAAGUCUUGAUGAUAUGGUGAUGCAGUAUAUGAAAUGCAGUCUACUUAAACACUAACCAAGUUACUCCAAAUUAUUUGCCAAAUAUUGCUCACAACAAUGUAUAACUGGCCUUUUUACAGAAUACACAGAUGAGAAUUCAAGUAAUAGUACAUAACAAACAACAUAAUAAAUUAAAUUAAAUAGACAUCAAAUAAAUACUAGUAUACAAUGUAUAAAUGCUAAAUAUAUCUAAGAAUGACUGUUAUGAAUGAAGUUGAGAAUAUGGUCUUCAAGUCAGUUGAGUUACAUGUUUGCUCUAUGAACAC